CACACACACACACACACACACACAGAGUCAAAGGAGAGAGGAUUAUUAAAACCAGACAACCUUAAGAUGACUUGGAGGGAAGCAGUCGAGUUCUCCUUCCCUUCAGACUCCAAUCAUUGAGCAGAGGCUUGUUUGGAAAGCACCAACACUGAAAUUCAUCUGGCAUCGUUCAACACCAUGAGUUCCAGCUAAUUUAAAGUGUAAGAUUAACCACGGCAGGCAACAUGAGGGUGCAAACUUUCCCAAGAGUGCAAAUUCUGCAGGCGUUUAAUUCGAGAUGCCAGACUCUCGCCGCCAACGACAACAGAGGCUUUAAGCAGGAGUUUGAGGAGCUUGAGAGAGUUGGUAAAGACCUCCCCUCCAGAGCAGGUGACUUACCGGUCAACAGAGAAAAGAACAGAUACCCCUACAUCCUGCCAUAUGACCACUGUCGCGUGAGGCUGUCCAUUCAGAACUCCCAACCACACACUGACUACAUCAAUGCAAAUUUUGUGCCUGGUGGAGGAUCAGAAAGAGACUUCAUCUGCACCCAGGGUCCUUUGCACAACACCAUCGCUGACUUCUGGAGGAUGGUGUGGGAGCAAAACGUCAGGAUAAUCGUCAUGGUGACAGCUCUGAGAUGCAAGGACAUAGUACUGUGUGACAAGUAUUGGCCUCUGGAACAAGGGACAGUUUAUCAUGGACUGAUCCAAGUGACAACAGUGACCCGCAAACAAGGUCCAGAUUAUUUUAUCACCACCAUUAACCUCAGACAGAGAGACUGUCCAACAGUCAGGAUAAUCACACACUACUACUACCCUGCCUGGCCGGACCGGGGCGUCCCUAAAGACCCAUCCUCACUCUGCGCCUUCACUGAGCAUGUGCGGCAGAAAUUGGAGGAAAUUCCACGCCUGGGGCCGGCCGUGGUGCACUGCAGUGCAGGCGUGGGGCGUUCAGGAACGUUUGUGACGCUGCUGUGGCUGAUGCAGCUGUGUGCGAGGGGCAUCCAGCCUGAUAUACAGGCUGCUGUGGAGGAUCUACGGCUACAUCGCAUGUGGAUGGUCCAGAAUCUGGAGCAGUACAUAUUUGUUCAUCAGUGUCUGCUGCACUGGCUCAGUGGAGGAACCUCAGCAAGCAGGCCACCAAUUCAGAGAGCCGGUUCAAAUAUUAACCACAACAUUCAAGAUCAGCCCCACAGAUCCUCGGGACGGGGGGGCCAAGCGGGGAGGAGGAGACGUCACCAUCAGCGACAGACACCUCCUGCGGACCAACCACAGAACACAAUGCAGCAGAUUUUAAACCCUGGGAAGCUGCUGAGGAGGUUACUGCCUUCCUCGUCUCUGUUUAAUCCUGGCUCACACGCCUCCUGAAGUCAUGCUGUAAAGCUGAGAAUACAGAAACAAGCAAGAACAUCAUGUAUGCCUUUAUACAGCAUUUAAGAAGGAAGGAAAGUGCAGAAAUAAUGCUGUGUGUGCUGUUCGACGUCAAGCCCUGCAGGCGGGAAACUGGCCUGACAACGUGCAAAUACAUGCUGGUGAAGAAACCACAGACGCUGCAGUUCCUCCUGAUACAAUGAGGAAAAACAUAAAGGAAGAACCUGCCGUACGGGUCGAACCUGAUCCUCCACUGUGAAUGACUUACCAUGAGAUUAACAAGGACAAUGACAAGGCUGCUCCCUGUACACUGAUUUAAAUACAGAGCUGACUACCACAAGUGGAAUGUAACUAAGGACAUUUACUCAAGUACUCUACUCACGUAUAAUUUUGAGGUACUUGUACUUUACUUGAGUAUUUCUAUUUUAUGUUACUUUCUAUUUCUACUCCGCGUCUCAAUGGGAAAUAUUGUACUUUUUACUCAACUACAUUUAUUUGAUAUCUUUACUGUUGUUACCAAAUAUAAAUCAACUAAUCGAUCACGGUGUGUAAAUCUAAACUCCCCAGCAGUAUUAGUAACUAAUUAAAAUGAGUUCCACUUUUACAUUAAAGUGAUGAACACAUUAAUGCAUCCAUCCAUCCAUUUUCAUCCCCUUAUCCUGGGCCAGGUCGCGGGGGCAGCAGGCCAAGCAAAGCACCCCAGACGUCCCUCUCCCCAGCAACGCUUUCCAGCUCCUCCUGGGGGACCCCAAGGUGUUCCCAGGCCAGAUGAGAUAUGUAAUCCCUCCUGGGUGUUCUGGGUCUGCCCCGGGGCCUCCUAUCAGUUGGUAUCGCUCCACCUCCCACACCAGCUCCAGCUCCUUCCCCACCAGAGAGGUGACAGACAUCCCCAGAGCCAGCCCGCGAUGCAAGGGAUCAGCACACCCUAGGCCAAGCCCCUACCUGCUGCCCCGCACCCUGAAUCCCGUCCCCACAGGGCGACGGCUCCAUGUUAUCUAUUCGGGCUGAGACUGACCGGGUCCCAGGGCGGAGGCCCAGUGUCUCCAUACUGAGUGAGGGCCUCAAAGUCCGAGUAUGCUGUUUCAUCAGUCUUCUUGAAUCGCUCUUAGUCUGGCCCCUCCCCUGGGAACACUUUGCCUUGGGAAACCCUACAGGCCCUGGUCAACACAGCUCCCAGGUUCACAGGGACACACAAACCCCUCCACCACGUUAAGGUGGCAGUUCUCAGAGGAUUAAUGCAUCAAUAAUUAUAAUUCAAUAAUAUAGUAUAUAUGAUUCAGAAAUGGCCCAUUCUGCACAUAUACUUUUGCUAUUCUACGGACAUUUUCAUGAUGAUACUUUUGUACUCUUACUUAAGAUAAGUUUUGAAUGCAGUACAUUUAACUGUAACAGUGUUUUCACACUGAGGUUAAGGACAGCAACUAACGAGUACGUUCACUAUAGAUUAAUCUGUUGAUUCUUUUCUCAAUUAAUUAUUUCAUUGGUCUAUGAAAGAGUAAAAAUGUCAACCAAUGUUUACCAAAGCCCAGAAUCCAUCCAUCCAUUUUCAACUGGUUAUCUGAAGCUGGGUUGCGGAAGAAGCGGGCUGAGCAAAGUAUUCCAGGCGUCCCUCUCCCCAGCAACGCUUUCCAGCUCCUCCUGAGGGAUCCCGAGGUGUUUCAAGGCCAGAUGAGAUACAUAAUCCCUGCAGCGUGUUCCGGGUCUUCCCCAGAGCCUCUCACCACCAGCUGGACGUGCGCCCAACCAACACCCAAAGCUCAAGCUGACAACCCUUAAUGUCUGGUUUUGUCCACGACCCAAAGAUAUUCAGCUUACUGUCACAGAGGAGUAAAGACACCUGGAAAUAUUCACAUUUAAGAGAAUUUUAACUUUGACAGACUCGAUUAUCAAAUUAGUUGUUGAUUAAUUUAAUAGUUGAAAAUGAAUCAAGUGAUCAUUGCAGCUCUACUGUGGUAUUACUAUUUUUACUUAAGUAAAAGAUCAGAUUGGUAUCUACUGUGUGCAGCUACCAAAUAUGUCUGGAUGAUUCAUUGUUUUAGUUUUUCUCUGCCUUCACCAAUGAGGUCAUG
Epinephelus fuscoguttatus (brown-marbled grouper) is the source of this 3421-nucleotide messenger RNA. Its product is annotated as receptor-type tyrosine-protein phosphatase V-like. NCBI's taxonomy places the organism in Eukaryota, Metazoa, Chordata, Actinopteri, Perciformes, Serranidae. Gene Ontology annotation, molecular function: protein tyrosine phosphatase activity. Bases 225 to 1349 code for a protein of 374 amino acids. The record is from RefSeq and is a predicted model, not a curated record. The transcript has 11 exons. Gene Ontology annotation, biological process: protein dephosphorylation.